Molecule: messenger RNA, 1387 nt
Organism: Mustela erminea (ermine)
Lineage: Eukaryota; Metazoa; Chordata; Mammalia; Carnivora; Mustelidae
Gene: YBX3
Product: Y-box binding protein 3
Exons: 10
Coding region: 215-1327 (370 amino acids)
Biological process (GO): regulation of gene expression
Cellular component (GO): nucleus
Molecular function (GO): nucleic acid binding
Source: RefSeq, a predicted model, not a curated record
GGGCAGUAAGAUCGAGCGAGGAGCCCAAGACCGAGCGCGCAGCCCGAGAGCUCGAGCCGCCUCCGCCGCGAGACCCCACCUCGGCCGCCGCCGCCCGCGCCGCGAGAUCCGCACCGGCCUCCCCGAGAGCGAGCCCCGGCCGCCGCGACCACCAGCCGCGCUAACCGCCGACCAACCGCCACCGAGGUGCCCGAGUGAGAGCAGAGGAGGCGGCAUGAGCGAGGCGGGCGAGGCCACCAGCACCACCAGCACCACCACCCUCCCGCAGGCUCCGGCGGAGGCGGCCGCCGCGGCCCCCCAGGACCCCGCGCCCAAGAGCCCGGUGGGCAGCGGCGCGUCCCAGGCCACGGCCCCAGCGCCCGCCGCCCUUGUCGCAGGAAACCCCGGUGGGGACGCGGCCCCCGCAGCCACGGGCACCGCGGCCCCCGCCUCUUCAGCCCCCGCCGGCGGCGAAGACGCGGAGAAAAAAGUUCUCGCCACCAAAGUCCUUGGCACUGUCAAAUGGUUCAACGUCAGAAAUGGAUAUGGAUUUAUAAAUCGAAAUGACACCAAAGAAGAUGUAUUUGUACAUCAGACUGCCAUCAAGAAGAAUAACCCACGGAAAUAUCUGCGCAGUGUAGGCGAUGGAGAGACUGUAGAAUUUGAUGUGGUUGAAGGAGAGAAGGGUGCAGAAGCAGCCAAUGUGACUGGACCAGAUGGAGUUCCCGUGGAAGGGAGCCGUUAUGCUGCUGAUCGGCGCCGUUACAGACGCGGCUACUAUGGCAGGCGCCGUGGACCUCCCCGUAAUUACGCUGGGGAGGAGGAGGAGGAAGGGAGCGGCAGCAGUGAAGGAUUUGAGCCCCCUGCCACUGACGGGCAGUUCUCUGGGGCCCGGAGUCAGCUGCGCCGCCCCCAGUAUCGCCCUCAGUACCGGAGGCGAUUCCCGCCUUACCACGUGGGACAGACCUUUGACCGUCGCUCACGGGUCUUUCCCCAUCCCAACAGAAUGCAGGCUGGUGAGGUUGGAGAGAUGAAGGAGGGAGUCCCAGAGGGGGCACAGCUUCAGGGACCGGUUCAUCGAAAUCCAACUUACCGCCCGAGAUACCGGAGAGGCCCUCCUCGGCCCCGACCUGCCCCAGCUGUUGGCGAGGCUGAAGACAAGGAGAACCAACAAGCAGCCAAUGGGCCAAACCAGCCAUCUGUUCGCCGUGGAUACCGACGCCCAUACAACUACCGGCGUCGCCCCCGUCCUCCUAAUGCUCCUUCCCAAGAUGGCAAAGAGACCAAGGCAGGCGAAGCGCCGUCUGAGAACCCCGCUCCAGCCACCGAGCAGAGCAGUGCUGAGUGAUGCCAGGCUCCCCAAGCACCUUCACCAUCACCAGGUGACCUAAAGAAUUAAUGACCAUUA